UCGGUACUACAAUCGGCGCGUAUUGUCGGUAGAACUGGGCUUUUCCUUAUAAUAUUCAAAUUCAAAACCUCGUUUUACUCUUGUAAACUUGAGCCAUUCAUUUGCUACUUGGAGGUUCAGAGGACCAGAUAGCUACGUUGCAAUUCCUAAUAACCACCGGUUUUUACUUGCUAUAAUAAUUGCGCAUUUUGCAGAUUAUUUGUAUUUCUGGAUACCUGCGACUCAAUAAUCUGUUGGUUUUUUCUGGGUCUAAGCCGUUGGUAAGGUUAUUUGAUCGGAGAAGAUGGGUACGGCGGAGCCCAAAAUGGAAGGACUUUUCGAGGAGAAGAAGCGCGUCAGGAACCCUCUUGUCCCUAUUGUACGUCUGUUUUCAUUGAUGGAUGUAAAUACUGCGGGUGCACUGAUGACUGCUGGGGUGCUAACGGCUGGCUUAAUAAGUUUCAGGCAAGGCAAUUCUCAAUUGGGUCAGCUACUAAUGAGAGCUCGUGUGGUUGCACAAGGUGCCACAGUAGCACUGAUGCUUGGUACUGCUUACUACUAUGGAGAUAAUCCCUGGCAAUCAAGAUAAAUUCUGUAAACUGCUCUUGCCUUUUCAACUUUCAGCAGCAAUCUAUGUUAUUGUGCGCCUUUGCAAUUUUGCUUAUACAAACUAUGUGCCGAUAUUAUGGCUAUGCUGAAUAAAAUAACCUUUUACCGAGACCAA
Carya illinoinensis is the source of this 703-nucleotide messenger RNA. RefSeq names its product RING-H2 finger protein ATL48-like. The coding region runs from base 284 to 568 and encodes 94 amino acids. The transcript has 2 exons. Lineage: Eukaryota; Viridiplantae; Streptophyta; Magnoliopsida; Fagales; Juglandaceae. The record is from RefSeq and is a predicted model, not a curated record.